GGUUGCGGCCCCGGUGCCACCGCGGGUUCCUCCAUCGUCCCCACCUCCUGCCCCGGAGUUGCCGGCCUGUCUCCACCCCUCUCUCCAGCCCGCCGCCUGCCUGCAGGUGAAGCAGCCAAGGCCGCUGAGUAGGUGCGUGGGGAUGAUCUCACCCGCGCGCUCCGCGCCAGGAGGAGGAGGAGCGGGAGCUAAUCCAACUUCCGGGUAGUGAAGCCGCAAGCCACCGGCAUCUUGCUUUUCUUCCCCCCUCCCUCUGCACCCCUCGCCUCUCCCUCCUUUCCUUUAAUUCCCGGCCCCACCUGCCAAAAUGAACAGCUCGGAUGAGGAGAAGCAGCUGCAGCUCAUCUCCAGUCUGAAGGAGCAAGCGAUAGGCGAAUAUGAAGACCUUAGAGCAGAGAACCAGAAGACAAAGGAGACGUGUGACAAAAUUAGGCAAGAACGAGAUGAAGCUGUUAAAAAACUGGAGGAAUUUCAGAAAAUUUCUCACAUGGUUAUAGAGGAAGUGAAUUUUAUGCAGAACCAUCUUGAAAUAGAGAAGACUUGUCGAGAAAGUGCUGAAGCUUUGGCAACAAAGCUAAAUAAAGAAAAUAAAACAUUGAAAAGAAUCAGCAUGUUAUACAUGGCCAAGCUGGGACCAGAUGUCAUCACUGAAGAGAUCAACAUUGAUGAGGACGAUUCAGCCAUGGACCCGGCGGGUGCGGCCGAGACGUGUGUCUCCGUACAGUGUCAGAAGCAAAUCAAAGAACUUCGAGAUCAAAUUGUAUCUGUUCAGGAGGAAAAGAAGAUAUUAGCCAUUGAACUGGAAAAUCUCAAGAGCAAACUUGUAGAAGUAAUGGAAGAAGUAAAUAAAGUAAAACAAGAAAAAGAUAUUUUAAAUUCAGAAGUUCUGGAACAGAGAAAAGUCUUAGAAAAAUGCAAUAGAGUGUCCAUGCUAGCAGUAGAAGAGUAUGAAGAAAUGCAGGUGAACUUGGAACUGGAAAAGGACCUUCGAAAGAAAGCAGAGUCAUUUGCACAAGAGAUGUUUAUUGAACAAAACAAGCUAAAGAGACAAAGCCACCUUCUACUGCAGAGUUCUGCUCCUGACCAGCAGCUUUUAAAAGCUUUAGAUGAAAAUGCAAAACUCAUCCAGCUCCUUGAAGAAGAGAGAAUUCAGCAUCAACAGAAGGUCAAGGAAUUAGAAGAGCAGCUACAAAAUGAAACUCUCCACAAAGAGAUACACAGCCUCAAACAGCAGCUGGAGCUUCUAGAAGAGGAUAAAAAAGAAUUGGAAUUAAAAUAUCAGAAUUCUGAGGAGAAAGCUAGAAAUUUAAAGCAUUCCGUUGAUGAACUCCAGAAACGAGUGAACCAGUCUGAGAAUUCAGUACCUCCACCACCUCCUCCUCCACCACCACUUCCCCCUCCUCCCCCCAAUCCUAUCCGAUCCCUCAUGUCCAUGAUCCGGAAGCGAUCCCACCCCAGCGGCAGUGGUGCUAAGAAAGAAAAGGCAGCUCAACCAGAAACAGCUGAAGAAGUCACAGAUCUCAAGAGGCAAGCUGUUGAAGAGAUGAUGGACAGAAUUAAAAAGGGAGUUCAUCUCAGACCAGUAAAUCAGACAGCUAGACCGAAGGCAAAGCCAGAAUCUUCAAAAGGCUCUGAGAGUGCAGUGAAUGAACUGAAAGGAAUACUGGGGACACUUAACAAAUCCACUAGUUCAAGAAGCUUAAAAUCCCUUCACAUUGAAAACACUGAAACUGAGUUAGAAAGGAUUUUGCGUCGCAGAAAGUUGACAGCAGAAGCAGAUAGCAGUAGUCCAACUGGAAUAUUAGCCACCUCAGAGUCCAAAUCCAUGCCAGUGUUGGGUUCUGUAUCCAGUGUAACAAAAACAGCCUUGAACAAGAAAACUCUGGAGGCAGAAUUCAACAGUCCGUCCCCCCCAACACCUGAGCCAGGUGAAGGGUCGUGUAAAUUGGAAGGAUGCACAAGUUCCAAGGUUACCUUUGAUGUGAAACUAAUGUAGAAAAAUGAGAUUGAAAAGUAUUGCUCUUUUGAAUUGAAGCUGGAGAAUCUAAGCUUUUGAGAUAUGUUACCAAAUAGAAAUUGAGAUUUGCAGCUUACAUUUAGGGAAACUUGGCAUAAAAUUAUUGUCUCACAUAUUGAUCUCAGCUGGAAAUUAAUUUGGUUGGUCAUAUACUAUUCUUCUAGACAGAUCUGGGUCAACAUUUUGUUCAAAGGGGAAUGAGAGAAGUUCUUUUAGUCCUUGUGGUGGAAAGAGUGAGUUUUCUUCCUGCUGCUCCCAUCUCUACCAUUUUCUCCCUCCUCCUCUCCUCUCUCCCUUUUUGUGUGUGUGUGGCGGGGGAGGUGUUUGCAUGCAUAGUAUAGAGGAGAGGAAGGAGGGCACCUUCCAUGUACUUCGUAAACAUUUAUUUCUGAGAAGAGACUACUAGACAGCAGAAUGAACUCCAUGGAAGUUUCUGCUUAAUCUGAUGCUCUUAUACAAUUAAAGGAUUUUCUCAGCUCUCAACUGUAAUCUUAGUACCGCUGAAUUGUGUACUGACACUGCAGGAAACAGCUCUGCUCAGCAAAGCACCACUACAAAGGUUCUCUAUGUGUGCCUGUACAUGGACAAUUAAGUUUUAACAACAAAAUUAGGAGAACAACUGGAUGUUCUGGAAGUUGAGAUCUCCUCACUGAGUCUCUUUUCUCCCGUCCCUCUGAGGUUUUCCUGUGAGCUGCUCCGUGGAUCCGCCUGUCAGCUUUGUCUUACAGGUGUUUUGAGUAGCUCUACAGACAGGAACUUCUUCCAGAUUAAUUGUUGAGGCAGUAUUAUACCUAGUGUUAAAACUCUGUUGAAUAAGUCUCAAAAGAACUGUUAAAAUGCUGCUAAGUAAUUCUCAAUUCUCUCAGAGAAUUAAUUGCCUUCUACCAUGUGCCUCCAGUUGCAAACACCUAUGACUUUAAGAGAGUGAUCAUAAAAUACGUCAUUUCUGCCUGGAGAACCAAAUUGCUUUUGGUGCUUUGUAAUUUUUUAAAAACAUCUUUCAAUAGUCUCUACAGUAUUUGUGUUUCUUUCAUUUUUGUAUAGUGAAGUAGUGAAAAGUUUUUAAAUUUAUUCAAAUAGAAGUGGCUGAUUAAAACUUAAAUGCAGUUUCCAGUCUGAGGAUAAAUUGACCUCUUGAAACUUAAUAAAUGCUUUUCUCUGAAAUACAUUUUGUCAUAUAACUGUAUGAAAAGAAGCACACUGAAUUAAAAGUUUAAAGUACAUAAUAUAGUAAAUUUAAGGAAAAAUCUUUCAAAAUUUAAAAAUAUUGUUCUGAAAAUUAGGAAGGAAAAUGCAAACAUUUUGUGCAUGGCAGCUUUCCUGAGGAGCCAGCAUUAUAUAUGGUGAAUUUUUUGGAAGAUUUUAUGUCUCUUAAAAUACCUCUUUUAAAUAACACAUUUCCUAGCUGAGAUAGCAGUGGAUUUUCCAUGGUGACUUAAAGUUGUACAAAAUUACAAAAGGCUUUAAAAUGGCCCCAAAACUGUAUCAUACACAUUUCAGAAUCUUUGCCUGAACUAAAGUCAAUCUUAGCUCAUGCUUUAUCAUUGAUUUUGCUGGUGAGAACAGUUCAGUUUCCUCAGCCUCCCUGGGCCAGUGUAUUUUGGAGUCUGUAAAUGUGCACAGUCCAGCUUACACUAGAGGAAUAAAAGAACUGGGACAAGGCUUCACAGCAUGUACUGUGGUCUGGGAUGUAACCCAUGCACUGAGAUGCCUGUGCUGCAGUUACCCCACCAAAGAAAAUACGGCUCAGUGUGGACACGGAGGUCUUUGCGCAGCCAUUGUUACCUCUCUUAAAAAGGAAUUCUUGUGAAUCUUGAUAGCACAUCAGCCUCUAGAAGCUGAUGUCAGAUUUUCAACCAUGACAGCAUUCUGUUUUUUUAAUGAUGUUAUUUUUCAAAAUUUAAAAUUCUAUGUUUUUCCUUCAAAUAGAACCUGACCCAAAUUGGCAAGCUAAUUUGUUCUUUGCGCUAAAAAGGAGUUUUGUUUUGUUUUGUUUUUAAACCCUUCUAAAUGUACACCUUUACUAACAAAUUGAUUUACCUCACCAUAACUAAAAAGACAUUUUAAUAUUUUAGGAUGUAUGAGAAUUCAGAGAAUUGAUUAUUUUAACUUUUGGUUAACAUGAAUAUCUUAAUUUCCCUAGUGAAUAAAAAAGGAAAAUGAAAGUUUUGUAUUUUAAUAUGACAUCAGUAACAUGUCUGUUUUAAUACAGUGUAAUAUACUGUCCAGUAAGCAUUAUCUAUAAAGUGGAGUUUAUAAAAGUACACAAAGCCAAAAGAAAUCAGCUUUGUCCUUCCAUCAUUAUAUUUAACCGUAUUAGAAUUAGUAAUAAUACAGGAAGUUUCACCUUAUGUUUGAAACUUUAUUUCGGGGAAAUUUUGGACACGUUUGUUAAAAUAUCCUGAAAACAGGGUGUUCGAGGGAGACAAUAAAAAUUACCUCUGCUGUAA
Molecule: messenger RNA, 4467 nt
Organism: Phacochoerus africanus (Common warthog)
Lineage: Eukaryota; Metazoa; Chordata; Mammalia; Artiodactyla; Suidae
Gene: SHTN1
Product: shootin 1
Exons: 17
Coding region: 308-1996 (562 amino acids)
Source: RefSeq, a predicted model, not a curated record